Molecule: messenger RNA, 2699 nt
Organism: Canis lupus familiaris (dog)
Lineage: Eukaryota; Metazoa; Chordata; Mammalia; Carnivora; Canidae
Gene: DCUN1D2
Product: defective in cullin neddylation 1 domain containing 2
Biological process (GO): protein neddylation; positive regulation of ubiquitin-protein transferase activity
Cellular component (GO): ubiquitin ligase complex
Molecular function (GO): ubiquitin conjugating enzyme binding; ubiquitin-like protein binding; cullin family protein binding
Source: RefSeq, a predicted model, not a curated record
AACGAAGCUCCGGACCAGUGGUGUUGGCUUUCCUGCUCCUACUGCGUCCAAAGUGUAUGCAUAGGGCAUUUCAGAACAGGCCCCCAGUUUCUGGUGUUUCCUCGGGCUGGCCACAGAAGUGCCCUCUGCUGCGUCACGCAGGAUGAGUGGAAACUAGGUGUGGCCACAGACCGCUUCUUACGAAAGCUAGACCUCUUCCUUAAGGAGCCCAUGAGAGACGCCGUGGACAAGAAGAAGCUGGAGCAGCUUUACAACAGGUACAAAGACCCACAAGAUGAAAAUAAAAUUGGAAUUGAUGGGAUUCAACAGUUUUGUGAUGACUUAAGCCUUGAUCCUGCCAGUGUCAGCGUUUUGGUUAUAGCAUGGAAAUUCAAGGCAGCGACACAAUGUGAAUUUAGCAAAAAGGAGUUUGUAGAUGGCAUGACAGAGCUUGGGUGUGACAGCACGGAGAAGCUGAGAGCCCUUCUGCCAAGAUUAGAGCAGGAACUGAAGGACACAGUGAAGUUUAAGGAUUUUUAUCAGUUUACCUUUACCUUCGCUAAGAACCCCGGGCAGAAGGGUUUAGACUUAGAAAUGGCCGUUGCAUACUGGAAUUUAGUAUUAUCUGGAAGGUUUAAGUUUUUAGAUCUUUGGAACACCUUCUUAUUGGAGCAUCACAAAAGAUCAAUCCCAAGGGACACUUGGAACCUUCUGCUAGAUUUUGGAAAUAUGAUUGCUGAUGAUAUGUCUAACUAUGACGAAGAAGGAGCAUGGCCUGUUCUCAUAGACGAUUUCGUAGAAUACGCGCGACCAGUCGUCACGGGCAGUAAGCGCAGCCCUUUCUAGGCAGAAAAUUAAGAUGCGUUAAGAUGCUGAGAGGAAGUGCCUCCUGCAAGGGGACGCUUGGCUCGUCACUGGCCGGGAGUGGUCAUCAGCUGGCCAGGGUGUGGCGUGGCCUCUCCCUGCUACAGAAAGGGUUGAGUUGGACACAGAAGGAGCGCCUCGGCAGACGUGGCUUUGGGAGGCCUGGGGUGGCCCUGUGGCUGUUGCUUUAGAAGAUUUCUGCAUGGUUUUUAUUAUACUUGUGAAAAGUAACUCAGCCUGUUUGCAGAGUGGCAGAGCCUGCUGUUUAAUUCAUGAUGUCAGGUGAACACCAGCAGGGACCAUAGGUCCUGCUGAGCUAGCUUGCAAUUCCACUUAAAAAACGGGAUUUGUGUCCUUGGCAGGACGUUAUAAUUUUUAUGCUGGUAACCAUGUGCCCUAAAGAAGAUCUGACACGGAUUCUAACAUUUUAUAAACUUGGUGCCAAGAAUUCAAGAUUUGUAUUUUCUGAAUUAUCAAAUAUCUAGAUUUAUUAGAUCUAUUUUUAUUUUAAUUCCCUGUGGAUGUUCCCAUGAAAGUCACUGCACAGCUCUCACUGUGUCACAGUUUGCCCAGUGAUGGCACAUGUGGGGUGUGACUCCAGGGACGUGUCACAGUAAACCGCUGACAAAUCGGCGGCUCUUUUCCUUCCAAUGUCAUUUGGACGAGCUUCCUAAUAAGUUUUAUAAAGUGUGUUUUUUUAAAAAAAUGUAUUUUAUUACAUUUAAAAAGACCUUUUCCCAUAAAAAUAUUUCUUUUACAAGCAACAAAUUAUAGAUUUAAAAGUCAAGUGAGUUGGUUCUUUCUAGUGGUCCUUGAGGCCUGUCACCCACCCUUUGGCCGUGUGCAUGGUUGUGAACAUCCGAAAGCCACAGCACACAUCGUCACCCAAAAACACCCACAUGGAAACCUCCCCUGUUUCCACCUGAAGCCCGUGCUUGUCACGGUGCCCUCUGGUUCUUCGGUGUUUGCUGGCCAGAGAAGCACAUCCGGUGAGGCACGGACGCCCUGGCAUGCCAUCCAAAGGUGGAAGGCCUGUGAUGCCACCUGAUUUCCUUUUGGAAGAAACUGUGUGUUCUGAACAUCACUCUGUGGACCCUACCUCAUAUGUGAAAAGAUCUUCAUAUCACAAGUGUGCCUCCUGCCCACCUGCAACCCACCUGACGAGUCAAAUGAAUUGGGGUCACUUGGUGGGAGAGAAGUAGUUCCCUCUGACUUUCUGUAAAUGGACAGUGUGCCUGAAAUGUGUACUUGAGUUGACUUUUUGGAGAUGUGGUUCAGCAUUUAAGGAAGUGUCUGUGCCCAGGGAGGGGGGUUUGCAUCCUUGCUGUGUGUGAACUGUGUGUACUUCAGAGACAGCAGGCUGUGCGGGGCCCGGGAGGGGGCUUGAGGCCUGGACACCACAGUCGGGGCUGGGGCGGUGCCUAGCAAGGGGCAUGACAGAGUCACCUGGCUUCUCCACGGCUGUGGAGGAAGAGGGAGGGCGUCUCUGCCUGCGAGCCUGUGGCUGUAAGAGCACUUAUUCUUAUAAGAAUCUCCACAGUUUUAAACAUCCUCCAAGGCUUCGCAGGUUCUUGCUACAUAAGUGUUCUGCUUGGAUGAGGCUGAGGAACUUGGGUAAUCUUGCACGAAUUCUGGAGGUCCGCAGCGCCUUCUCAUUGUUAAUAUUCAGCGUUAUGGUGGGGAAGUUCUAUGUGCUUGUUUUUUCAGUAGAUGACACAAUCCUAGUGGUUGGACAAAGGCUCUUCAAAAAACUGUGGGUUUCUUUUUUUGCUAUUACACAUAUUUAAGGCAUGCAUGCUAUGGAAGUACUGAGAGCUUCAGAAACAUUAAAAUAAAUUAUUUUUUCUGGUGUGGUA